AUGGUUUUAGCAGAUUUAGGAUCAAGAUUGAGGGGUGCUUUGUCAUCUGUGGAAUCUGGUUCUGAUGACGAGAUCCAGCAAAUGAUAAAAGAUAUCUGUUCAGCACUUUUAGAAUCAGACGUCAAUGUUAAAUUAGUUGCCAAGUUGAGAGGCAAUAUCAAAAAUAAAAUCGACGAAUCCAAUGUAUCUAAAGAAACUUCAGCUAUGAAUAAACGUAAAAAAUUACAAAAGAUCAUUUUCGACGAAUUGUGUGCGUUAGUUGACUCCAAUGUCGAACCUCCAAAACCAAAGAAACUUUCUACAUCAACCAAAACUAUCAAUGGGAAAAAAGUGAGAUUGUCAAAAGAAUCAAGUCACGUUAUUAUGUUUGUUGGUUUGCAGGGUGCGGGUAAAACCACGUCAUGUACCAAAUUGGCUGUCUAUUAUAAGAAGAGGGGAUUCAAAGUUGGUUUAGUGUGUGCCGAUACUUUCAGAGCUGGUGCUUUUGAUCAGUUGAAGCAGAAUGCCAUAAAGGCAAAUAUACCUUACUAUGGUUCGUAUUUGGAACCAGAUCCAGUUAAGAUUGCAUUUGAAGGGGUUCAAAAAUUCAAACAAGAGAAAUUCGAUAUUAUAAUUGUCGAUACUUCAGGAAGACAUAGACAAGAAGAACAAUUGUUUACAGAAAUGGUUCAAAUUGGAGAAGCUGUCCAACCAACCCAAACCAUAAUGGUGAUGGAUGGAUCUAUAGGUCAGGCUGCAGAAUCACAAGCUCGUGCAUUUAAAGAAAGUUCUAAUUUUGGGUCAAUCAUAUUAACCAAAAUGGAUGGUCAUGCCAAAGGAGGUGGUGCUAUUUCUGCUGUUGCAGCUACAAAGACACCAAUUGUCUUCAUAGGUACUGGUGAGCAUGUGGGUGAUUUAGAGAUUUUCAAACCAACCACAUUUAUUUCAAAACUUUUAGGUAUUGGUGAUAUUCAAGGUUUAAUUGAACAUGUUCAGUCAUUGAAUUUGCACCAAGACGAAGGACAUAAACAAACAAUUGAACAUAUAAAGGAAGGUAAAUUCACAUUGAGAGAUUUCCAAAAUCAAAUGAACAAUUUCUUGAAAAUGGGACCAUUAACAAAUAUAGCAUCGAUGAUUCCUGGUCUUUCCAAUAUAAUGUCACAAGUGGGAGACGAAGAAACAUCGAAAAAGAUCAAAAAUAUGAUUUAUAUCAUGGAUUCAAUGACCAUCAAAGAACUAGAAAGUGAUGGUAGAAUAUUCAUAAAGGAACCAAGCAGAAUCGUCAGAGUAGCGAGAGGUUCUGGGUGUGCUGUUGUCGAAGUGGAGAUGAUAUUACAACAACAUAGAAUGAUGUCAACUAUGGCCAAAUCUGCCAUGGCUGCACAAGGUGGUCAACCAGGCCAACCAGGAAACCCAAUGGCCAACAAUCCACAAAUGCAAAGAAUGAUGCAACAGGCUCAAUCAAACCCAAAUUUUAUGCAACAAGCCAUGAAUAUGUUAGGAGGCGCCGGUGGCGGUGCUGGUGGCGCUGGGGGAUUAGCUGGAAUGAUGAACAACCCUGCUAUGAUGCAACAAGCACAACAGAUGAUGAGACUGAAUCCUCAAAUGAUGCAACAGGCUCAACAAAUGAUGAAAAAUCCAGGAAUGAUGCAAAAGAUGAUGCAACAGUUUGGUGGUAUGGGUGGUAUGUAA
Candida albicans SC5314 is the source of this 1671-nucleotide messenger RNA. RefSeq names its product RNA-binding signal recognition particle subunit (gene SRP54). Gene Ontology annotation, cellular component: signal recognition particle, endoplasmic reticulum targeting; cytosol. The transcript has a single exon. Lineage: Eukaryota; Fungi; Ascomycota; Pichiomycetes; Serinales; Debaryomycetaceae. The coding region runs from base 1 to 1671 and encodes 556 amino acids. Gene Ontology annotation, biological process: SRP-dependent cotranslational protein targeting to membrane, translocation; SRP-dependent cotranslational protein targeting to membrane. The record is from RefSeq and is a predicted model, not a curated record. Gene Ontology annotation, molecular function: ATP hydrolysis activity; endoplasmic reticulum signal sequence receptor activity; GTP binding.